Messenger RNA from Phoenix dactylifera (date palm), 1563 nucleotides. RefSeq lists its product as uncharacterized. Gene Ontology annotation, molecular function: protein binding. Gene Ontology annotation, biological process: regulation of GTPase activity. Lineage: Eukaryota; Viridiplantae; Streptophyta; Magnoliopsida; Arecales; Arecaceae. The record is from RefSeq and is a predicted model, not a curated record.
UCCUUUGCCCGAAGCUCAGAGUCAUCUCUCCGCUGCUUCUGUCUCCCUCGCCCAUGGCGCGGCGAUCGCAUCUCACGGAGGUGGGGUGUAUCGCCUGCGACGAGCUGGAGGAGCUGGGCGCCGGCCAGCGGGAGGGGUGGCUCGACGACCCCUCCCUUCUCGCCGCCCUCCACCCCCACGCCCUCGCCCUGGCCCACGCCGCCCGCUCCCUCGUCCUUGUCCUCAGCUGGGACCCUGACCCCUCCUCCCCCCGCCACUCCGUCAAGAUCCGCCCCUCCCUCGCCGCCGACGAUGGCCACAUCUCCGCCCUCGAGUGGCUUCCCUUCGGCGACCUCCUCGCCCUUGCCCUCGGCACCUCCGCUGGCCUCCUCCUCGUUUACUCCCGGACCGGCGAUCUCGUCCACAAGCAGAUUCUACACCCUGGACGUGUUAUGAGGAUGAGAUUUCGUGAAACUAAGGGUGUUUUUUCUCAAGAUUCGGCAGCUUCCGAGGAGCUUUGUGUUGUCCUGCCCGGGGCAAUUGCUCGAUUCGAUGGCUCAGACAUCCAGAGUUCGCUUCGAAGAUGGUUUCAAGAAGAAGGGUUGCGAGUCUGGGAAAAUAGGUUUCAGAACAGAGAGGCAGAGGAUGAGAAUUCCUAUCGGAGGAUACCAUUUCAGCUAUGGAAUGUCAGCAAGUUUGGGCCUUGUGCUGAUGCUGCUAUCACAGGGUUGAUGCCCCCUCCACUUUUGGAGGGCCAGUCAAGUCAGUUUUACUACUGUGCAGUUACAAUCGGAGAGGAUGCUGUGAUAUCAGCAUAUAGGCUUUCAGAGGAUAGGAGCAGGUCCUUAGUUGGAGCUAUCCUGUCAAAGGUUGUGCCUGCAACAAUUUCGACCCUAUCAUCAUUUUCCAAAAUGAUAUGGUGGAGUGAGCAAACCUCAACAAAGAAGCCCCACACGAAACCCCAGCCAUUUGCUAAAGCAUUGCCUUUAACAUGUUUGAAGGAUCCCCCAAGAAAGGGAGAGAAGCUCACACUAUCCCCGGGUGGUACAUUGGCUGCCAUAACAGAUUCUCUUGGUCGUAUUCUGCUACUUGAUACCAAGGCACUUGUUGUUGUGCGACUGUGGAAGGGGUAUCGUGAUGCAUGCUGUCUGUUCAUGGAGAUGCUAGUAAGCAGAGAUAAAGCAUCAAGUUCCACUUACCAUGAACAUACAAAAAAUGACUAUUGCUUGUGUCUAGCAAUUCAUGCACCUCGCAAAGGGAUAAUUGAGAUCUGGAAGAUGCGAACUGGGCCACGUGUCCUUGCAAUCCAGUGUCCAAAAGGAAGUAAAAUUUUGCAGCCAUCAACUAGGUUUGAAUCAUCAACCUCAUCAUACAUCCCUCUGGAAGUUUUCCUAUUGAAUGGAGAUUCUGGACAGUUAUCUGUUUUGCAUGGAUCGAUUGGUUGAAAAUAAUUGUAUACUAUCAUUUAACCAGGUUGGUUUUUCCAGUUAUGAUGUUUAUAGCUGAUGAUUGUAUAUCUCAUUUACAAUUAUCUGAUCUUAUUCAAAUUGUCAAUUAAAUGUCAAUCGCAUUGCAAAAGCUUUG